GCCGGCUCCCGCCCAAGGCGUGAAUGACAGAGGCGGGCCGUCCAGCGCCCUCAGCGAGGUCAGUCUGCGCCUCCUGUGCCAGGAUGACAUAGACACCGUGAAGCACCUCUGCGGAGACUGGUUCCCAUCGAGUACCCAGACUCAUGGUAUCGUGACAUCACGUCCAACAAGAAGUUCUUUUCCCUGGCGGCGACGUACAGAGGCGCCAUCGUGGGAAUGAUCGUAGCUGAGAUAAAAAGUAGGACCAAGAUACACAAAGAGGAUGGAGAUAUUCUAGCCUCCAACUUCUCUGUUGACACCCAAGUUGCGUACAUCCUGAGUCUGGGCGUGGUGAAGGAGUUCCGUAAGCACGGCAUAGGUUCCCUUUUCCUUGAAAGUUUGAAGGAUCACAUUUCUACCACAGCCCAGGACCACUGCAAAGCCAUCUACCUGCAUGUCCUUACCACCAACAACACAGCAAUAAACUUCUACGAGAACCGGGAUUUUAAGUAGCACCACUACCUCCCCUACUACUACUCCAUCCGGGGGGUCCUCAAGGAUGGCUUCACCUACGUCCUCUACAUCAACGGUGGCCACCCUCCAUGGACAAUCUUGGACUACAUCCAGCACCUGGGCUCUGCGCUAGCCAACCUGAGCCCCUGCUCCAUCCCACAGAGACUCUACCGCCAGGCCCACAGCCUGCUCUGCAGCUUUCUGCCCUGGCCCAGCAUCUCAGCCAAGGGCGGCAUCCAGUACAGCCGAACCAUGUGAGGCCAC
Messenger RNA from Echinops telfairi (small Madagascar hedgehog), 756 nucleotides. RefSeq names its product N-alpha-acetyltransferase 60-like. The record is from RefSeq and is a predicted model, not a curated record. The transcript has a single exon. Lineage: Eukaryota; Metazoa; Chordata; Mammalia; Afrosoricida; Tenrecidae. Gene Ontology annotation, biological process: N-terminal peptidyl-methionine acetylation. Gene Ontology annotation, molecular function: protein-N-terminal amino-acid acetyltransferase activity; histone acetyltransferase activity. Gene Ontology annotation, cellular component: Golgi membrane.